Messenger RNA from Lathyrus sativus (Indian pea), 1326 nucleotides. NCBI's taxonomy places the organism in Eukaryota, Viridiplantae, Streptophyta, Magnoliopsida, Fabales, Fabaceae. The record is from the annotation of a GenBank genome assembly.
AUGGAAGGUUUUCACCCAUCUAUGAAUAUGAGCAUGAACAUGAACAUGAACCCUUCUUUUUCAUACACUUUCCCUAUCACUGCUACCGCUUCUGGUGCUAUCACAAAUAUUACUACUACAACCACCACUUACAACACUACCAGUACUACUCCAUGGAUGAACAGCAGGAUAUGGAGUAAGCUUCCUCAAAGACUACUUGAUCGCAUCCUUGCUUUCCUUCCUCCACCUGCUUUCUUUCGUGCACGUGCUGUCUGCAAGAGAUUUUACUCUCUUCUCUUCUCCAACUCUUUUCUUGAACUAUACCUUCAAGUUUCACCUCGUUUCCACUGGUUCAUAUUCUUCAAACACAAAAUCAGGUCAAAAACCCACAUCUACAAAAACAACACCAUCACUGAUAAUAAUUCCUUUGAAGGCUACAUCUUUGAUCCUAAUGAAGUGACAUGGUACCGUAUUUCCUUUGCUUUAAUUCCUUCUGGUUUCUCACCAUCUUCUUCAUCCGCUGGUUUACUCUGUUGGGUUUCUGAUGAGUCCGGUCCAAAGACAAUGCUUCUCUCAAACCCGAUCCUCGGUUCCAUUACUCAGUUACCACCAACAUUAAGACCAAGACUCUUCCCUUCAAUAGGUUUAACCAUUACUCCAUCUUCCAUAGAUGUUACUGCUGCAGGUGAUGACAUGAUAUCACCUUAUGCAGUCAAAAACCUAUCAUCUGAAAGCUUUCAUAUCGAUGCAAGUGGGUUUUAUUCCAUUUGGGGAACAACCUCUUCAUUACCAAGACUCUGUAGUCUUGAAUCAGGUAGGAUGGUUUAUUCACAAGGGAAAUUUUACUGCAUGAACUGUAGUCCUUUCAGUGUUUUAGCUUAUGAUAUAGCUACAAACACUUGGUUCAAAAUCCAAGCUCCUAUGAGGAGGUUUUUAAGGUCACCUAACUUGGUUGAAUGCAAAGGAAAGUUGUUGCUUGUUGCUGCUGUUGAGAAGAGUAAGCUGAAUGUUCCAAAGAGUUUGAGGGUUUGGAGUUUGCAAGGCUGUGGAAGUGUGUGGGUGGAAACUGAGAGAAUGCCACAACAACUUUAUGUUCAGUUUGCUGAUAUGGAAAAUGGGAACGGAUUUGAGUGUGUUGGGAAUGGUGAGUUUAUUGUGAUAAUGAUAAAAGGAAGUGAUAAGGGUUUGGUGUAUGAUAUAGGAAGGAAGAGGUGGCAGUGGAUUCCACCAUGUCCUUAUGCUGGUUAUGAUGGGUUUGAGUUGCAUGGUUUUGCUUAUGAUCCUAGGUUGGCCACACCUGUUACUGCUCUACUUGAUCAGUUGGCAAUGCCUCUUCCGCAGUUUUAA